UUUUGCCGUCAAUUGUCAUCGUUCUCUUCACCAAAAAUGAAUCAAGUUUGGCUGCUCUUCAGGGCUCUGGAGAUGAUAUUCGAAUCGAUCUGCAUGGCUAUUCACAUCGCGGCCUCGUUGCACUUUGCGGAGCCGAUGCCACACUGUCUGCUCUUUUGUGGCACCUUUGUCGGCUACCUGCUCCUUGCGUUCAUCCGUUGGGUACGGCUCAUAAGCGGGCAGCGCACUCUGCUGCAUCCGGCUAUGUUUAUAAGCCUUUCCGGCAUGCUCUUGCAUUUCAUCUGUGCCUUGCUGUCCAUGAACUAUGCGGAAAAUGAUUUUCAUUUGAAAUAUAUGGGUCCGCAAGAGGAGCUGGAUCAUGUAUUCUUCGGCUUCUGCAAGCGGCAGAGUGUGGUAUGCAUUGUUACUGGAGCUAUAUAUCUACUGCAAGCCAUACUGUUGCUCGAUCUCAUUGUCAAGUUGACGCCCAAUGCGGACUUGCACCCCAUUCAAAUUAUCACAGAGCCACCCGCUAGGGAUGAUUCGUUUAAGAAAAUGACCAACGAAGAGCUUGAUAGCCUGGCCAGAACAACGGCAGAUAUAUAUUUUCUGGGCAAAAAAGUUGACUAUUGGCUCCGCGGCAAGUCCAAAUGGUUUCGCCAAUUAGCUGGUGGCCAGGAGAUGUUAGAAUUCAACAGGGCGAACGCUGAACGUCAUGAUGUAUCACAAACUCUAUCAAUUGAUAUCACCAUACGUGAAUUCAAAGAUGAGCUAACACGCCAUUUGCCUAAUGAUUUAAAUGAAGAACCAAAGAGAGAUUUGGCUCAAACUAAGUCGAUAGGUGAUCUGCAGGAAGAUGUCGAAGAUGAAGAUGAGGAUGAAGAUGUUGCUGCAGACGACGAAAAGAAUAUUAGACGCUGAGCUGUUAGACGCAAGCCCCAACACGACUCUUUACGACUUAGCACGAAUAAACACGACUGCACACGAGUCGGCUGAACUUACACGACUCAGCACGACUUUACCGAGCAUAUAUAUUUUUUAUUUCACGAUUUUAUUGCGUGUGUAAACAUGUAGUUUUGAGAAAUAAUUACAGCACAGUACGACUGAACACGAGCCAUGUAAUCCACACGACCUAACACGACACAGAACGAAUUAGCCAAGACAGUCAGAGAAGAGAAGGCAGUCUUUAUAUUUUUUUUUUCAAUAACACAAAAUUUUGUGUACUGAAAGAAAAUGCAUGUCUUUGUAGCAUGCUACAAUUUGUAGCUCGUGUCUGUUUGAGAAAUAAACACGACUUAACAUGACUUUACCAGAGCAGCUGCAAAGGAGAAACCAAUAGUAAAAGCAAAAGGAAAGGUUUGUGUCUUUUUGUGAAAUAAAACAACAAACGAUC
This is a messenger RNA of Drosophila novamexicana, 1372 nucleotides long. RefSeq lists its product as uncharacterized. The coding region runs from base 37 to 900 and encodes 287 amino acids. Lineage: Eukaryota; Metazoa; Arthropoda; Insecta; Diptera; Drosophilidae. The transcript has a single exon. The record is from RefSeq and is a predicted model, not a curated record.